UCGCGCAGCUGUUGUGAGUUGUUGAUUGUUGUUGAUUUUGUGCAUGGAAAAGACAUACAAAUAUUUGUGCUUGUAGUAAAUAUUUAUUGCAAUUCUAUAUACAGUGUUGUUAAGUUAAUCUAAGUUUAUCGAUUUUUAUUUGUCAUAAUGCCAAGAAUUUACAAGCGAAAAGAAGGUGUGACACCGAGAAUCCCAACGUGGACAGAGGAGUCAAUAAGAAAAGCAGCAAAAGCUGUUGAAUCAAACACAAUGCGAUUAAAAGCAGCAGCUAAAGCCUUCGGUAUUCCUCCACGUACACUAGGUCGACGUAUAAAGAAGGCUGACUUCACAAUAAAUGGUCUAGGCAAAGGACCAGUUCUCGGAUUCGAAAACGAAAAGAAAUUAGCGAAUCUCGUAGAAACUCUUGAGAAAAUUGGAUUCCCUUGUUCUCGCAAGGAUAUACGGAGAAUGGCUUAUCAGUUGGCAACAAAAUUAAAUAUAAAACACAAUUUCGACGAUAAUUCAAAAAUGGCUGGAAAACAGUGGAUUCAAUCAUUUUUAGAAAGAAACAAACAUUUAAGCAUUAAAAAAAAUGAAAGAAUAUCUCUUGAUCGAGUAUUAGAAAUCAAUAAUCCGGAAAUAAAUGAAUUUUCUGAUUUAUUGGCAAUAAUUUUUGAGGAAAGUGAUCUGUACGAUAGACGUGAUCGUUUAUUUACGAUGAAUGAUAGUGAAACACAAAAAAAUGAUGAAAUUGAAGAAAUUGUUUGUGAAGUUGAUAAUCUUAUUGAAGAAGGGACAUCGAGUUCGAAGGAAGAAACUUAAUAAACUAUUUUUGUUUGCAAUAGUGCAGAAGAUUUUUUUUUGCUCUAAUUGUAUCAGUGAAAAGAGUUAACGGAUUGUUGGUGGAUCAUCUGCUGCUGUUGAAAAUAGAAAAUUUAUUGGCAGAUUUUUGAAACGAAUGGAAUAUUCUGAUGAACUUCACUGCCUGACGUGAAUAUCACCAAUUAAUUAACCAACUAAAAGAAGGUUUUUCUAUCAAGUAGCAGCCAUUUGUCAAGCAAGGGCGAUCGAGUUGCAAUACAAAUAAAAAUAAACUUCGAGAAAAACAUUGCACAAAGUCGAUUUUCUAGAAGACAAUUUUUUUUAUCAUUGUCAAUAUGGACGAAUGUUUUUUAUAUCUCGAAUAAAGUUAAUAUUCAAUUUUA
Messenger RNA from Leptopilina heterotoma, 1184 nucleotides. RefSeq lists its product as uncharacterized. The transcript is spliced from 3 exons. The coding region runs from base 148 to 801 and encodes 217 amino acids. NCBI's taxonomy places the organism in Eukaryota, Metazoa, Arthropoda, Insecta, Hymenoptera, Figitidae. The record is from RefSeq and is a predicted model, not a curated record.